Molecule: messenger RNA, 1563 nt
Organism: Zymoseptoria tritici IPO323
Lineage: Eukaryota; Fungi; Ascomycota; Dothideomycetes; Mycosphaerellales; Mycosphaerellaceae
Exons: 2
Coding region: 1-1563 (520 amino acids)
Biological process (GO): regulation of DNA damage checkpoint
Cellular component (GO): nucleus
Molecular function (GO): protein binding; DNA binding
Source: RefSeq, a predicted model, not a curated record
AUGGCCACUGGACCAGUCAGCGAAUAUGAGCGAGCGAGACAAGAGAAAAUCGCAAAGAAUCAAGCACUACUGCAACAGCUGCAACUAGAUGCACAAAAGACAGGCAUUGGAUCCAAGCCGAAGCCUUCGUCGACCGCAGGGCAGAAGCGCAAGAGGCCAGUCGCAAAAGUCAAGGAGGAGGAUACAGGGCCGCGACGAACAUCAUCUCGUCUCAAGGGCAUUGUCGCGGACUCGGAAGUGGCCAGGCAGAAAGAUGAAGCCGACGCGACAGCCUUUCAGGAGGCACAACGGAUAAAGCGACAGCGCGUGAGCGACGACAUCAACCUGGUGGAUGCAGUGGUGAAUGGCAAUGCUUGGAACCGAGCUGGAAAUUGGCUGUCUACCGUGGGACCUGCAAAUCCUGGCGAGCGGACGUUCACGGCGCAAGAUGUGAAGGAAACGACAGAUAAGGAGCUGCGGGCAGUAAGGGAGCGCAUGAGCGGCCUACAGCUGUGGGAGGGCGCGGAGCCGAAUAGGAUAAAGAUCACGCCCGAGCGAAUCUAUUCGCUUGGAUUUCACCCCACGGAAGAGAAGGCUCUGGUAUUCGCAGGCGACAAGCUGGGCAGCAUGGGUCUAUUCGAUGGAUCUCAGACCAGUGCGAAUGAGAUCAAGCAGGAAGCAGACGAUGCGGAUGAAGACGGCGACGACGACGACUUUGAACCCGCGAUCUCGACAUUCAAGAUUCACUCUCGAACUAUCAGCGCAUUCCAGUUCUCCCCUCACGACCAGAACGCUGUGUACUCAGCUUCCUACGACUCCUCAAUACGCAAGCUCGAUCUGGCCAAGGGCACGGCAGUAGAAGUCUAUGCGCCUGCAGACAAGGGCGCAGAUGAGCCUCUAUCCGGCGUGCAAAUCAGUCACGCAGACCCGAACACACUGCACUUCACCACGCUCGAUGGCAGAUUCGGCAUGAAAGACAUGCGUACGCCGCAGGAUCAAGCUUCCAUCAUGCAGCUCUCCGAGAAGAAAAUCGGCGGCUUUACAUUACACCCUGCGCAGCCCCACAUUCUCGCAACAGCCUCUCUAGAUCGUAUGUUGAAGAUCUGGGACUUGCGAAAGAUCUCCGGCAAGAAAGACGAUCGCAUGCCGUUCCUCAUGGGCGAGCACUUGUCCAAGCUCUCCGUGUCUCACGCCGCGUUCAACAGCGCCGGUCAGGUCGCGACGGCGAGUUAUGACGACACGAUCAAGAUCCACGACUUUUCGGAGUGUGGUGACUGGAAAGUCGGAAGGUCUCUGACGGAUGAUGAGAUGGCGCCCAGCGCUAUUGUCAAGCACAAUAACCAGACUGGUCGAUGGGUCACGAUUCUUCGGGCUCAAUGGCAGCUGCAACCGCAGGAUGGGAUUCAGCGCUUUGUCAUUGGCAACAUGAACCGAUUCGUGGAUAUAUAUACCAGUACCGGACAUCAGCUCGCUCAAUUGGGAGGAGGAAACAUCACGGCUGUUCCGGCCGUCGCUCAAUUCCAUCCUUCCAUGGACUGGGUCGCGGCGGGCACUGCAAGUGGGAAGCUAUGUUUGUGGAUGUGA